Molecule: messenger RNA, 401 nt
Organism: Medioppia subpectinata
Lineage: Eukaryota; Metazoa; Arthropoda; Arachnida; Sarcoptiformes; Oppiidae
Source: the annotation of a GenBank genome assembly
GUUUGAAUCAAACCUUAGGAAUGGCUGACGGAAACAUGUCUUCGCUAUCAUUACAUCCGACUAAUACUCCCCCAGAAAUACCCAAAAUUUCUCGAAAACUUAGAGGUGACAAUUCCGGUGAUCCGAGCGAAAGCAUCCAUCUGAUUCCUCCGACAUCGACCACAUCUGCCGGCGGCCGUCGGGCGGCACGCAAUGGCAAACACGUGACAACUCCUCCGCAAAACAGCGCUCACAGCCAGUCAUCCCAUCCGCGCAAUAAAGCGCUUCCAUCACAACAACACACACAGCAUUCACAGCACUCACAGCUUUCAUCGGUCGUGCAGUCAUCGCAAACCUUGCCAUCCGCGGGACAGUUGCUCUAUAAUCAGGUCCACUUGGCCUACGAGGUCAAGAAACUCAUG